Messenger RNA from Prorocentrum cordatum, 225 nucleotides. NCBI's taxonomy places the organism in Eukaryota, Dinophyceae, Prorocentrales, Prorocentraceae. The record is from the annotation of a GenBank genome assembly.
AUGUCCGAUGGAGCCAUCCGCGCUGUCGACCUCGCCAUCGAGGGAGCCGUCAGCACCCGCGGAGCGAACCCUUCGGCGGCGGCCUGGGAGGAGCUGCUCGGCACCCUGCGGGCCAAGCGCGCGGCGCUGCAGUCCAAGUUGCUGGCCGCCAGGCAGGACGAGGCCAUCGCGAAGCUGGACGAGCUGCGCCGCGAUGCCGCCCAGCAACUCCCGGUGCAGAAGCGG